Heterocephalus glaber (naked mole-rat) is the source of this 7515-nucleotide messenger RNA. The record is from RefSeq and is a predicted model, not a curated record. Lineage: Eukaryota; Metazoa; Chordata; Mammalia; Rodentia; Bathyergidae.
GACUCAACCUGCAGGAGUGAAGACCCCGAGGGAGGGAGGGAGGGAGGGUCUGCUCAGAGGAGGCUUCGGGCUCCAACCAGGAUCCUUGCGGUGUCCGGAUGGAACCCACAGCCUCUGGUACAUUAGCCAGUGCUGCCGGUGAGCCACACUGAAGCCCCUGGACCUCCAUUCUGAGAAAACCUGUUAGAGACUCUCCUGGUGCAAGUGUGAGGCUGGGGUCGAUGCACUAAGACCAAGAUGUGAAGGUGGUAGUUUCACCGCAGUGGCAGAACUCUGAAGAUCUGGUUCUUAGCUCUUGGAGGGAUGAUCCUGGGCAUUUUUUGUUCCCUUGGAGACAGAGUCUUGCUAUGGUUCAGGCUGGUCUUGAACUCACUAUGUACCCCAGGCUGGCCUCGAACUUGUGGUGAUCCUCCCAUCUCAGCCUCCAGAGUGCUAGGAUUACAGGGAGUGUUGGAAUUACAGGCAAGAACCACUGUGGCUGAUCCUGGGCAAUUUUAUCAACCUCUUUGCCUUAAGAAGUAGAAGUUUUCUAACAGCCCCCCCUUCUGGUUCCAACCAAAUAUAACAACGUAAUAAUAAACGCACAGUCCUAGCUCAUAGUGGGCACAAAGUGAAUGGAUCUGUCCCGCCCGCCUCCCCUGGGGGCAGGCGGCAGGUCUAGGACAGGGGCUGCGUCCGUUAAUUCCUCCCCUGCCAGGUCAGCCCAGGCAGCCCCAGAGGUCAGGAGGGAUUUGUAAAGAUAAGCACAGGCCCCUCGUCGCCCUGGCAACAGGCCCCGCCCCUCCAGCCUGGCCGGGGACAGCCCCGCCCCUGCGCGCCUUCUCCCUACUGUGAGCCGGCCUGGCCUCCCGGGCUCCCCCAGAUACGCUGAGGACCAGGGUUCCAGCCCCUCGGUGCGCAAAGAAUCCCCGGGAACAGGUGCAAUGGCUCCGGACCGAUAGGUCUCGAGUGGGCUCCGGGUCACUCUGGAAAGCCCUGACCGGGGACUCUGGAGCAGCGAGAACUCGAUUCUGAUUCCAGCCCUCCUCGGGCUGUGGGACCAGGAAGUGGCUUCUUCCCCGAGUUUCACGUUUCUCUGAGGAUGGACUGCUCUGGGCCUGGGAGGACCCCAAGCGGCCAGGACCCCAGGGAGGGCAGACUGCAAGGAGAGCCCCCUCCCCACCUGGCGCUGUGUCCCAGACCAGUCCCUGAUGCCCUCACUAGGAGGGCUUGGAACUGGGGCCCAGUUCCAGGCUGGUGUGGGGGCCCCUUGGGCCACGCAGGUACCGUGCCUUCCGAGAGCCUGAGUGGGCAGACCUCAGACCCAUGUGCCUCAGAGCCGUGUGCUCCAGGGACCAAGUGUCAGACUAUGGAGAGCAGCGGCUACACCUGUGGGCCCGAGGAGCCCCAGGGCUGUGCCACCCAGCCCUGCCACCACGGUGCUCUGUGUGUACCCCAGGAUCCAGAUCCUAAUAGCUUCCGCUGCUACUGUGUGCCUGGUUUCCAGGGUCCCCACUGUGAGCUGGACAUUGAUGAGUGUGCGUCCCGGCCCUGCCAGCACGGGGCCACCUGCCACAACCUGGCUGAUCGCUUCGAGUGCCGCUGCCCCCUCGGCUAUGCAGGCGUGACCUGCGAGGCCGAGGUAGACGAGUGCGCGUCAGCGCCCUGCCUGCACGGGGGCUCGUGCCUGGACGGCGUGGGCUCCUACCGCUGCGUGUGCGCGCCAGGCUACGGGGGCGGCAGCUGCCAGCUGGACCUCGACGAGUGCCAGAGCCAGCCGUGCACACACGGGGGCGUGUGCCACGACCAGGUCAACGGGUUCCGGUGCGACUGCGCGGACACGGGCUACGAAGGCGCGCGCUGCGAGCAGGAGGUGCUGGAGUGCGCGUCAGCGCCCUGCGCACACAACGCCACCUGCCUGGAGGGCCUCGGGAGUUUCCGUUGUCUUUGCUGGCCAGGCUUUAGCGGCGAGUGGUGCGAGGUGGAUGAGGACGAGUGUGAGGCGCGCCCCUGCCACAACGGCGGCCUCUGCCUGCAGCGCUCCAACCCGGCUCUGUACGGGGGCGCCCAGGCCACCCUGCCUGGCGCUUUCAGCUUCCGUCAUGCCGCCGGCUUCCUGUGCCGCUGCCCUGCGGGCUUUGAGGGGGACGACUGCAGCGUGGAUGUGGAUGAGUGUGCCUCGGGGCCAUGCCUCAACGGUGGCCGCUGCCAGGACCUGCCCAGUGGCUUCCAGUGCCAUUGCCCGGAUGGCUACACAGGGCUCAAAUGUGAGGAAGAUGUGAGCGAAUGCUUGUCGGAGCCCUGCCUCCACGGCGGGACCUGCGACGACACCGUGGCUGGCUACACCUGCUGGUGCCCCGAGACCUGGGGUGGACAUGACUGCUCUGUGCAGCUCACUGGGUGCCAGGGCCACACCUGCCCCCUGGCUGCCACCUGCAUCCCCAUCUUCGAGUCUGGGCUCCACACUUACACCUGUCGCUGCCUGCCUGGUACCCAUGGGCCUGACUGCGGCCAGAAUACCACCUUCUCUGUGAUGGCCAGGACCCCCGUGUGGGCAUCAGUGCCUACUGGUGGCUCCCUGGGCCUGGCACUAAGGUUUCGCACCACGCUGCCUGCUGGGGCCCUGGCCACUCGCACUGAUACCCAGGACACCUUGGAACUGGCACUGGUGGAGGGCACACUUCAAGCCACACUGUGGAGUCAUGGUGCCACCGAGCUUGUCCUGAGACUGCCGGGCCUGGCCCUAAAUGACGGCCACUGGCACCAGGUGGAGGUGGCACUCCGCCUCGGGACCCUGGAGCUGCGGCUCUGGCAUGAGGGUUGCCCUGCUCAGCUCUGUGUGGCCUCUGGUCCUGUGGCCCCAGGUCCUACAGCUUUGAUGGCCCCUGGGACUUCCGGGCCCCACUCUGCCCAGCUGGGUGGCUCAGCCUUCGCUGGCUGCCUCCAGGAUGUGCUGGUCGAUGGGCACCUUCUGCUCCCGGACAACCUCAGUGGUAGUAUUAUCCUGGGCUGCGAACACCGUGAGCAGUGCCAGCCUCCGCCCUGUGCCCACGGAGGGGCCUGUGUGGACCAGUGGACUCACUUCCGCUGUGACUGCCCCCGGCCAUACAGUGGUCCCACGUGCGCCAGUGAGAUUCCCGCUGCCACCUUUGGCUUGGGGGGCGCCCCGAGCUCCACCUCCUUCCUGCUCCAUGAGCUGCCGGGCCCCAACCUCACGGUGUCCUUCCUCCUCCGAACUCGGGAGCCUGCUGGCCUGCUGCUCCAGUUCGCCAAUGACUCAGUGGCUGGCCUGACUGUCUUCCUGAGUGAGGGCCAGAUCCGGGCCGAGGCGCUGGGCAGCCCCAUUUCGGAGCUGCCUGGGCGCUGGGACGACGGGCUCCGCCACCUGGUGACGCUCAGCUUUGGGCCUGAUCAGCUUUGGGAACUGGGGCAGCAGGUGCACGUGGGCGGGACACUCCUCCCUGCCGACAGCCAGCCCUGGGGGGGCCCCUUCCGAGGCUGCCUCCAGGACCUGCGACUCAAUGGCCUCCACCUCCCCUUCUUUCCUCUGCCGGGGGACAACUCCAGCCAGCUUGGUGAGCUGGGCCAGUCCUGGAACCUCGCCCAGGGCUGUGUCUCUGAGGACACGUGCAAUCCCAACCCCUGUCUCAAUGGCGGGACUUGCCUGGUCACCUGGAAUGACUUCCACUGCACCUGUCCUGACAACUUCACAGGGCCUGUGUGUGCCCAGCAGCUCUGGUGUCCCAGCCAACCCUGCCUCCCACCUGCCACCUGUGAGGAGGUACCGGAUGGCUUUGUUUGCGUGGCAGAGGCCACGUUCCGCGAGGGCCCCCCAGUGGCGUUCAUCGGGCACAACGCGUCGUCGGGGCGCUCGCUCAGUGGGCUCUCGCUGGCCUUCCGCACGCGCGACCCCGAGGCCGGGCUGCUGCGCGCCGCUGCGGGCGCCCACGCCGGGCUGUGGCUGGCGGUGCGCAACGGCUCGCUGGCGGCCAGGGUGCGCAGCGGCGGGGACGCAGCCGGCGCCGUGCUGCCCGCGCCCGGGCCCCCCGUGGCCGACGGCGCCUGGCACCGUGUGCGCCUGGCCAUGGAGCGCCCGGCGGCCGCCGCGUCGCGCUGGCUGCUGUGGUUGGACGGCGCAGCAACGCCGGUGGCGCUGCGCGGCCUGGCGGGAGACCUGAGCUUCCUGCAGGGCCCGGGCGCCGCGCUUGUCUUGCUGGCCGAGAACUUCACCGGCUGCUUGGGCCGCGUGGCGCUCGGUGGCCUCCCGUUGGCUCUGGCGCGGCCGCGCCCCGGAGCGCCCCCCGGGUCCCGGGAGCACUUUGGCGCCUGGCCAGGGGCGCCGGCCCCGAGUCUCGGCUGCCGCGGCGCGCCCGUGUGCGCGCCCUCGCCCUGCCUGCACGGCGGCGCCUGUCGAGACCUCUUCGACGCGGUUGCCUGCGCCUGCGGCCCGGGCUGGGAGGGUGCGCGCUGCGAGGCCCGCGCCGACCCGUGUCGCUCCGCGCCCUGUGCCCGCGGCCGGUGUCAUGCGCGCCUGGACGGCCGCUUCGAGUGCCGCUGCCCGCCGGGCUUCGCGGGCGCGCGCUGCAGGUUGCCCAUCCUGCCUGAGGGGUGCAGCCUCAACUUCACCUGCCUCAAUGAUGGCCCCUGCGAGGCUGGGCCUGGAGGUGCCAACUGCAGCUGCCAGGGGGGCUCUGCUGGCCAGAGGUGUCGGAGCCCUGCCUUGCCCUGUGAAGCCAACCCCUGUUUGAAUGGGGGCACCUGCCAGGCAUUGGGUGGGGUGUACGAAUGCACCUGCAGCUCCGGAUUUUCUGGCCAAUUCUGUGAAGUAGUGAAGGGCCUGCCCCUGCCACUGCCAUUCCCGCUGCUGGAGGUGGCUGUGCCUGCGGCCUGUGCCUGCCUCCUCCUCCUGCUCCUGGGCCUGCUCUCAGGGAUUCUGGCUGCCAGGAAGCGUCGCCAGUCAGAAGGGACCUACAGCCCGAGCCAGCAGGAGGUAGCUGGGGCCCGGCUAGAGAUGGACAGUGUCCUCAAGGUGCCACCUGAGGAGAGACUAAUCUAGGUGCCCUGGCUACCAGCGCCACACCCAGAGGUCCUGUAGGAUUUCCAACUGGAGACCCAAGAAGGCCACUUCCAGGACCUGGGAUGCCUUCUGGGAGUGUGCCCAUGGCUGGCAGCCUCUGCUGAUGCCUCAUCAGGGACUGAGGAAAGGGGAACAACUCAGGGAAGUGGAGGGGCACCUUCGAGGUUGGGAGCCUCUCCAUCUGACCCUCCAGGCCACCCUGGCAGGCAUAUGGCUGUGUACGCGGGGGUACACGAGGUGCAGGGAGUGUUGUCAGGAGUGUGUGAAAGUGGGGGCACAUGUCAGUCUGCAGACUCCAGUGUGGGUGUUGUAGUGUGUCUCGUGGGUGUGUCUGCCUCUUGCCGUGUGUAUGUGACUGUGUAGCGGGGCCAGGUGACCCCACGGGGAAAGAGGCUGCUGUGAGAGGAGGAACCCAAGGCUGCUAGUUCUCCAGGAGGUUCAGCCAGGGCUUGCAUGGGCACUGGGGCUUCACUUCUGGCAUCUUCUCCCCCACCAGGGGCAGUCUCUGCCCCAGAGGCUGCUGGGAAAGCAGAGAGGGAGGGCAUUGGAUGGGGUCCUGGCUCCCAGAACAAAAGUGCCUUUAGGCGGAUCUGUCCUGUCAGUGCUAGAGCCAAUCAUACAGGAAAUCCCAGAGCUGCCCACCGAGGCCGUGUCUGUGCUGGGCAGGCCGCAGGAGCACAGGAUGCUGCCCUAAGCUUUCCUCUCUGGCCAUGGGUAUUGGCAGAUGGAGAUGCCCCCUGCCUACCUCACAGGACUGCUGUGAGGAUCAGAGGGCUGACAGCCAGGGAAGGAGACAUGACGUUGUUAAACUUCCGUCUGAUGUGAAGGACCCCAGAGGUGUCCUCUUAGGUACCCGCAAGUGUCAUCUCUGUUGGUCAGAGUGGGAAGGAGCCUUCCUGGGGCCCAGUGGGGAGGACAGAGGGCCCCAAGGAUGAAGGAGACUUGUCCUCUCUGUGCCCACCGCUCACCUGAGCACUUGGUUCUCUAGUGGCUGCUCCUCCCCUGCAGCCUGGUCCUGUGUGGUUGUGGGCUGACCCAGGGAAGGCGCCGAGAAAGAUGCCCUCGGAGCUCAGCGCUGUUGAAGCCAGUCCUGCGAGACCCAGGUGGGGGACUGUGCUGCAUCCCUCUUGAUGUUCAUCACACUGACUUCGGAUCUGAGGGCACCGUCUAGGGGCCAGGCCUCCCUCUGGGUUCACAGAGUCCCUUUGGCCUGGAGAUGGGCCCUUUCGCCUUUAUUUCUCAGGCCAGGGCCUCCUGUGGUGUGGGCUCCAGCACCACGGCCAGGAGACCCUUUACACUGCUAAGCCCUGGCCCCCUCUUCUAGAGGCAUAGCACAGGGGACUCGGUGGGGGGUGGCUCCAGUGGAGGCUGAGGUGGGGGCUAAGAGAUCUGCUUUGUCCUUUUCCCAAGGAGGUAAGGCUGCUCGGGGGAGAGGGGAGAGCAGCUUGGUUCUCUGACUGGCUUAUCAAGUCAGUGAUUUGGCAACUUGUGCCAGCUGCAGGCUCCUGAAAAAGGACAUUUAAUGUGGAACUUCAGCACGAACUGUUUCACUCUGGUGAUGACAACCAUUGUGUGUAACCGGCCCAGAUGUCUCCUUCAAACGCACACCAGUAAGGCCGCAGUCUGAUGAGGCUCUGCCCUGGCCGAUGAGAGACCUGUGGGGGUGACGUCAAGGUGUCCCCUUGAACUUGUGUUUUCCUGGAGUCCAGGUGCCCUGGGCACCAUUGGUAGCCUACAGCUCUGCUCUGUGGUACCAGCAGGGCUUUGUGGAUCUGUCACCACCACACCCACAUCCUGCCUGUGAGAAAGGGGUGGCUGGCUCCGAGCCCAGAGUGAGCACAGGCCUGGGAUGGGCUGGGUGAAUGGUUCCCUGCCUGCCCACAGGAGGGAUGGUAAGAAUGUCUCAGGGGCCAUUCGGACCCUCUCCUGCCCUCAGCUUAAGGACACCAGGAUGCCAGUCAUUUCCCCAAGAAGAUUUUAUUGAAUGCACAGAGUUCAUCCUUGGGUUUGAAAAAUCCUCCCAGUGAGUGAAGAGACAGUGGUGCUCACCAGGACCCAGAGUGCGGGCCACCAGCCCCCAGCACAGCCAGGGAGACUGUGGGGUGUGCCUGCUUUCCGGGCCACCUAGCACCUCAUCUCACCAUCUGUCCCAGACUGGCCUGGAGCCUGCCCAGGACGGUGGUGCGACUGGAGCCCUUGCUGCAACGCCUGAGUCCCGGGAAGGGCCCAUGUGGCUCCCCGGCAGCCAUCGAGGACUGCUGAAUGGGACAGAUUUGUCUUGGGCUACAGCUCACCUGGGAAGGGCUCUGGGCCAGGUGGCCCAGGCUUCAACUCCUGAGCAGCUGCACUGUCCUCCAGCCUCUCAGACACAGAGGGGGCUUCCUGGUGUGCUGGGGACCCCCAGAGACUCCUUUGUCCUACCAAACACCCCUGGGGAGACUGUUGUCUGACCAUUCACA